AUGGCUACACAAUCCAAAGAAGUGAUGAUUAUAUUUGGUUACUUGUUGAUGAAAGUACCAACUAUGUCCAUAUUAGCUCUAUAUAAUAAAUCUAUGCAAAUUCGACCGUCAGCCGUCGAUUUCGAUUAUAGCUUUAUUGCUGAAUUAUAUAACGGCCAAAGGGUUAUCUAUAAGGAACAGGGCAAGUACGAUGAGGCACUUUCUAUGUUUCACAAGACAAUUAAAGCUAUCCUACCGGCUUUAGGCGAGAAUCAUCCCUACGUUAAGAAGACUAGAAAUCAUGUCGCAACAACUCGUCAGCAGCAACAAGCACAUUAUUAUCAAAGUACAACACUAGCUGAAAGAUAUUUGGACGAUUUGGUUAGAUGGUUUGGAGUGUUUACAGGCACCGGUGCUAACAAUCUUACAACGUUAACAAAUAGGAAUAGUAACGGUAGUAAUCCUGAUAGUGAUAUUAUUCGACACGCAGAAGAUGAAGUUUUAGGAGAAAAGAAAUAUUAUAAUCUAUACGAUAAAGCCUUGAAUAAUUGCUACUGCUUUAAUGAUUUGAUACAUGUAUUUACUCAACAAGAAUCAAACAAGAAUAAACCUCCAGAUAAAGUUGUUAAUCAUUCUGAUGGCAUAUUGAAAACUGAAUUCAAUGAAUUUUAUUGUCUUCAAAAUUCAAAGACAUAUAAUUUUACUGAGGUGUUAGAUGAUAAAAUUAAGACCGCUAUAAGGGAAUUUUCUAUAGCAGAGCUAGAAAGUCAACAAAAUAACGACAUGCAAAAAUCAAAUAAAAGUCAACAAGAUCAGCUAACAAUGGUAGAUAAUCUAUCUUUAACCAUUGUAAAGGAUGACGAUAAGCAGUCUUCUAUGAGUAGUGAUAAUAUAGCAGAUGCUUCUAAUAAGACUGAGUCUAAAUUUAGUUUUGCAGAAUCUUAUGCGCCUAGAAUAAACGAAAAUAAAGACAAAUUUGAAGAUAAUCAAUACGUGAAAGUAUGGGAUUUCAGUGAUCCAGCUAUUUACAAUGUUUGUCAAUAUCUAUUUAGGUCUUCCAAUAGUAUUUAUUUUCUUGUAUUUAGUAUUGAGCAAGGUGUCAAAGAUCUAGUUAAGACAAGAGAAGGGCAAUUACUCAAUAUGACCUAUUCGCAAGCUAUUCAAGAAUUGCUGGUAUCAAUAAUAUGUUGCCACAGCAGUCGAAACCAAAUUUACGUUAAUAUUGAUGACAGGGAUGCAGAAUUUUCCUUACCUAUCAUUAUUCUGGUAGCUUCUUACGGUGAUUGUACAACAGAAGUAGAACGAAAUCUUUGA
This is a messenger RNA of Trichoplax adhaerens, 1293 nucleotides long. RefSeq lists its product as uncharacterized. The transcript has 4 exons. Gene Ontology annotation, molecular function: protein binding. The record is from RefSeq and is a predicted model, not a curated record. The coding region runs from base 1 to 1293 and encodes 430 amino acids. Lineage: Eukaryota; Metazoa; Placozoa; Uniplacotomia; Trichoplacea; Trichoplacidae.